Molecule: messenger RNA, 2084 nt
Organism: Drosophila subpulchrella
Lineage: Eukaryota; Metazoa; Arthropoda; Insecta; Diptera; Drosophilidae
Gene: HPS1
Product: Hermansky-Pudlak syndrome 1 protein homolog
Exons: 1
Coding region: 65-1855 (596 amino acids)
Biological process (GO): vesicle-mediated transport
Cellular component (GO): BLOC-3 complex
Molecular function (GO): guanyl-nucleotide exchange factor activity
Source: RefSeq, a predicted model, not a curated record
CACCUGCAAGAGAGCGGAGAAAGUUUUGUUGUGUAUUUAGUGUUUUGCUGAUGCUGAUAAGAAAAUGAACGGACUGAUUGUUUUCAACAGCGCCAACGACGUUGUUUUCCAAAAACUGAACGAGCCGCUGACCCAGAAGAUUCGGAAUGUGGCCAAAACCCAGGGUCUGCUCCGAGCCGGCGGCCACCUGGACAGCAACAUCCUGUUGCAGAUUUUCAGCCCCAUUGUUGGCUCUCAGCGGAUAAUGCAGUGCCAGUUCGAUAACGCCUACUCAAGUCUGCAGUGUGAGCAGGGUUUUAAUUUGGUGUUCGGCGAACUGCUGGGCUUCACCUUCCUGAAGAUCGGACAGAUUCCGGUCGAGCUGCUGGGACGCCAAAUGGGUGUGGCCAUUACGCUGACGCGAUACUGCUAUGGUGCCAACUUGUUUGCCGCCCAGGCGGGUGCCAUGCAACUGGAGCUGCUGACGCAGUGCCUCGAAACCUACGAGAACCUGCUGUGGCAGGAGGACCAGACAUACUUGCUGGAAGCCAUACCCAAGCUGGUUAUCAACGCGGAGCUGAAGAGGACUGUGCAUCUGACUCUGGACGCCACACUGGAGCACAUUCGGCAGCUGGGAUUGCCCCGGGCCCACGCCCUGUUGCUCGUUUCCCACAAACUGGUGGCCGUUAACAGCACCCGGCAAGCUCUGCCGCUCGCUGCCGCCGAUCUGCUCUUUCUCAGCCUCAUGGCGCGUGCCCUUCAGGCACCCAAAUCCCCGUCACAGCGGGCAGUGGCUGUGUUCCUGCAAGGAGUCUCUCACGACGUCAACUCCGGCUGCGUUCCCAGCAUUGUCCACAUCUCACGCCUGCACGGCAACCAAGUACUCCUGCAAGUCAUUGAGUACGCCCACAUGCCACUGACCAGCUGCAUCUAUGACUCGUUCUUUGUGCUCCAGAAGAUAGUGUCGGUGCAGCAUCAGGGCGAUUCGGAUGCCCUGAAGCCCGCCUACGACAAUCUGGAAUCCUUCAUUGUCCAAGCCCUGAACGCUUUGAAACGAUACCUGAAACAGCGAUCGGAAACAGAGGACCUGGAAAGCUGCACCAAGAAGUUCGCCGCCAAAUGGGAGAACCUACGCAAGAUGUACACAGAGUACUUCAAGAGCUAUGAGCGGGAGCUUCUGGUGAGGAUCGAGUCCAAUCUGCCCUCGUUUGGAGAGGAAUUAAAGCAGAUAUUCACGCUGGCCUGCUGCGACAGCUCCUGUGUCCACGAGCUGGACCAACUGUCCGAUACGGCAGCCAAUGUAGAGGCCAAGCUGCUUGAGUUCGCCGAAUUCUUGGCCGUCAAGGCCACUCGCAACAUAUCCAUUGAUGCUUACUUGGAGGACUUUCCCGGCCUGGUGCACUUUAUGUAUGUAAACCGUAGCAAGGGACAAAUGCUGGCUCCAGAUCUGCGACCCAACCAGCUGGUGCCCAAGACGAAGCUAUGGAGCAUGGUAGACAUCACAAGGAGCUACCUUAAGAAGGGCCAGACCACAGUGAUGUGGAAGGACAAGGCAUUUCACUACUCCUACUUUCUCUGGUUCGAGGAUCCGUCGGGUGGCAUUCUCAACACCAACAUGGAUUUGCAGCAGCACUUUUUGUCCUCUGGAGCAGCUAGUGGCAAUGGUUCUAAGUCCCCAACCGAACCAGGCGCUCUAACCAUGGACUAUUACCAUGAUCUCGCGGAUUUGUGCUUUCCCAAGCUAUCGCCGGCCAAAGUGCGCGUUUAUGAGCUGUACUGCAUCCAUCUGGGACUAGUCACCGCCACCUGUGCCGUGGAGCAUGCCCGUCGACUGGUGGCUACCAUCAGCGAUGUAGUGGGCGAGGAAACAUUUUAAAUACGUUAACCCCCGUGCAACCUUAGCAUUCCAUGCAACAUUUCCAGCGUUAGAACAUGAUAUCUAGUCAAUUUUCGAAACUCUUUGGGGAGAUAAUCCAAUCGAAAUUCCUUAGGCUAAGGACAACUAACCACUGUUUGUUAUAGGCUACCAAACCAUAAAGAUAUUUGUAAAAUAAUUGGAACAUUUUUUUUCUUCAAUAUUCAAUAAAAACGUAACAAGAAAUCUG